This is a messenger RNA of Lethenteron reissneri (Far Eastern brook lamprey), 1914 nucleotides long. RefSeq lists its product as uncharacterized. NCBI's taxonomy places the organism in Eukaryota, Metazoa, Chordata, Hyperoartia, Petromyzontiformes, Petromyzontidae. The record is from RefSeq and is a predicted model, not a curated record.
GUUCGUCACUGGUGGUGGCCGUGAGCGUGAAUCGAACUCGGGUCGCCGGGUUCGUGGUGCAGCGCGCUAACCGCUACACCACCGCUCCCCACCUACAGAGAUACAACAACCACGACGGCGUCCCAAAGAUGUCGGCUCGCGGAUCACGCUCGGCGUUCGUUCUGCACGGAUUCAAGGCCGCCCUCAGAGACAAGCCAGGUGACUACCUCACCAACUCUCAGAGGACUUCAACGUCCUCUUUCCUCAGCCAGAGCCCGAGCUUCUCAGCUGGGAACAUGAGGCCAAAGAGUGUCCCAGCAGGCUCCUCGGCAGUGCAUGGCCACGGCGACAGCCCCACGCUGGACGAGCUGGAGCUGAGCCUACACAACUUGAAGCUCCAGGUGAGUGACCUCCGUUCUAGCCUGGAUGUCGACUUCACCUCGGACAAGGCCGCUGGAGAAACCCGCAAGACCCGACAGUGGUCCUUGUUGCCGGAUCCGGAGCCCGGCAUGGGCGCUUUUGAAGACGACAGUGGCGACGCCUGGUUUCUCAGUCCGAGACGCCGCUCCAGGUUUUCCUUGGACGGCAGUGCAACCACCAUCACCACUACCGGCCUGGGGCUGCACCGCGAGGCGUUCCCGGUGCAGAUCGGCGCUCCGCACGUCGUCGGCGUGCCCUCGCUGCUGCCGCCGGCGAUCCCCGUGCGGGGCAGGUCACCCGUGCGGACGGUGGCGACGGUGGUGCUGGAGGAGGUGGCGAGGGCUCGCCGCUCGCGCUCGCUCGAGCGCUGGGUCGCGGACGGGAGAGGCGCGCGGAGGAGCGGGAUGGCCCGCUCGCGGUCGCAGUCGCCGAAGCCGGCGUGGAGGCCUAGCUCGGCAAAACCCGACCUCAGCUCACGGCCGCCGCCGCCGCUGCGGUCGCGCAGGAGCGGAGCGAGGGGGAGGAGUGACGAGGAGGGACGGCUGUCGGAGGACGAGCGUGGCCGGCGGCCCUGGCGGGGCCUGCGGUCGUCCCUGCGGUCGCUUUCCGCCGAGCACAGUCCAAGGCCCGCUUCUCGGGGUCCCACGGCGCUGGACGUGAGCGAAAGGUUUGUUGGUUCUCUGGGAGGCCACUUGGGGGGCACGUCUCCGUACGGGGAGGCUCUGCACCGCCUGCGCCGGCAGCGUCUGCGGGUGGAGGAGGAUCUGCUGCUGGAGCUCAAGCGGAAGCUGGAACUGGAGAGGACGCGUGGGCCCCGGCCUAAGUGGUACGAGAUGAGGGGUCCUCAGUUCCACUACGAAGCCAGGAAGAACAACGACCACUUGCGGAGCAGCGCCGAGUGGCAGAGGAUCUAUGACUACAGGAACCAGCUGCUCUCUGCCUCGCAUACUUUCAGGGAAGGCCUGGCUAACAGGCCCUAGCGCCCAUUGCCCAAGUUAUUGCUGAUCCGGGCAAAGACCUAGCUACACCUGAAAACCCGGUUGAAAUUAUGGAUCAUCGCCGCCAGCUGUUGUCCAUCCACUGCUGGAUCAAGGUCUCUCCCCACGCUGCCGACAUCCUUCCCGGUCCUGCAAUGUAACGAUCCCAUCAAGUGCCUGCAGGAGGGCCGACCUCACGGCUCCGUCUCUCCCCGGUGGACGUCCUCUCGUUCAAGUUUCCUCUUUUGGCUGCCACCCAUCCUUGUCAUCCGUCUCAACCAUCGCUCCAAAUUGCGACGACCUCCCGGCCUGGCCCGCUGACUUACUUCUUCUUUCGUACUUCUUUGGACUUCUUUCGUACCGUAUGUAGCCAAUCGUGCUAACUGUAGGUGCGGGGAGGAAGGAUAACACACUAAACACAUAAAACAUUUCUAAAGAAAUGAGUUUUCAAUUUAGAUUUAAAACAGUCAACAUCGUGGGUGCCUUGCUUGUGCUUGUUCUGCAAUCUGCCUCUCGGCGGUGUGAUUCCACUCACUGA